Mytilus californianus (California mussel) is the source of this 2667-nucleotide messenger RNA. RefSeq lists its product as uncharacterized. The coding region runs from base 204 to 842 and encodes 212 amino acids. The record is from RefSeq and is a predicted model, not a curated record. NCBI's taxonomy places the organism in Eukaryota, Metazoa, Mollusca, Bivalvia, Mytilida, Mytilidae. The transcript has 4 exons.
UUUGACAAUUGAAUGAAUUACACAAACGAGGCUUAUUCAUAUCUCCGUAGCGACGUACGAAUUAUCAUGUGACCAACAGUGAACGCAACAUGCGAAAAGUUUUGAUAUGAAAAUGGUGAUAAUUUGAAAAAAAAUGUAAAAUCUGGAUAUAUGUUAACUUUUACAGAUUUGUGACUUAGGGUAUCGUGUAAAUAUACUUCAAAAUGUCUACAACAACACUGCCAAAAAUAUCACCAAUAAGUACGCCAGUUCCAACAAAAUGUCCUCGGACUUUAUCAGCAUCGCUAUCUUCCAAUUCAUAUGGACCUUAUCCUCCGAGAGAACUUUCAACCUCUAUGGAACUUGUUCGCAUACCACAGAGGAUUAACCCAUUGUCACCUCCUCCUCCAAAGAAAAGAAUAAACAUGGCUUGGGAAACAGUGGAUCAACACUGGCACAAUGAGGCACGCAGGAUUAUGAUGCAACAGAGAGAGCAUCAGAGAUAUCACUCAGCGUGGUCAAAGCCUUUUUAUGGCCAACCUGCAGAAAAGGAACAAUAUAGGAAGCAUUUUAGAGAAACACUGAAACAGCAAAUGCAAGAUAAAGACUUUCAAAAAAAUAAAUUUAACAGAGAGAAAACACAGGAGAGUGCUAUGUCUAUAGCCUACGAUAACAAGUGUAGAAAAGAAGACGUAGACAAAUAUAUCAACAAACACUUGUAUUUACAACAAUACAGAAAUCAAAAUAAAACGUUUAUGGAAGAUCAUUGGGAAACGAGAAAGCAAAACAAAUUCUUAGAAGACAGGAUAGACAGAGAGAAACUACGCUACAAUCCUAUCAAUUGGAGUUGUUCUCUAAAAUAAUUUCUCAUAACUUUCUGUGAUUGUUCUGUUAUGAUACGUGACACGUACGACUCAAAUUGCCAAUACAGACCCAUUCUCUAUCUUACAUCUCCCUUCCGUUUAAGAAUAUUUGUCCCCGUAUAAUUUACAUGUACACACUAACAUUGUAGGUUCUGCAUAAUUUAUACAUUAAUAUGAUAACAUACGACAAAAAUAUAUUCAGCAUUGAAUGGGAAUGCAACGCAUCAGUUUGUACAAAAAUAAGUUAAGACUUGGGACUAGUCAAUAUAUUAUGUCCCAGGUUAGGACUUAUAUUUUCUCUUAUUUUUUGUUUGUUAAAUUUUGUAAUAAUGGUAGAAAAUAUCAAGGUUCUUACUGAUCACUUUUAUUUUCGUACUUUUCCAAAUACUUUUAUUGAUGAGAUGGUGCUGUCAAAACUGUUCUUAUAUUAAUUAUUGAUAACGUAGCUGAAUUGUCAAUUUAGAUCAUCGUAGGAUAUGGGCAAAUAUUAUUAAUGAAAUUUGUAUUAUAGAUGAUUAGCAAAAUACAGUACUUCAUAAUGGUGCAAAAGAGAAAGGUUUAAAAAAGUGUGAUAUGCCCUCAUUGUUUUUGAUACAUAGAUAUAAAACAAAUGCAUGUUAUCCUUUUUUGGAAUAGUUUGAAUAACAGUGCAUGUUACUCUCUUGGAAGAGUUUGAGUAAAAGUGCAUGUUACUCUCUCAGAAUACUCUAGUAUUAUAUUUUUCUAAAUUCUUUCUGACUCAUCUUUUUUAUUGUUUUACAGGCUAAAUACAACCAAACAUAUUCAGUUUCUAUUAUAAUACGUAUACAAUGUAACGUGGAACUGAGGACUCUUGAUGUAUAAACUUGGUCUAUAUGUAAACGUAUGUUCACAUUAUCCACGGUUUAUUAGUGGAGUUUGUUUUGUUUGCUCAAUAAAUAUGUGUUUGUGAAAAUAUUUUUUUAUCAAUCAUAUUAUAUAUUUUUGAUUAUUAUUUAGCAAAGGCAAUAAUAAUCAUAGUACCCUAUUUGAAAACAGUAUUAUUCCUUCUUCUCUGCAAUAUAAUUGUUAGAAAUACAUUUGUAAUCCAUUUUAUUUAUUUUCUUAUGAAUGUUUCAUUUAAUUGUAUAGGUUUCACUAGAUAUUAUAUAGAGAAUUGAGAAAAGUGGCAAUUUCAGUGACUUUUCAUAAUUUUUUUGUGAGUGUCGUACUUUGUGUUUAAGUUUUGUAAAGCAUACAGUUUGAGCUUUUUAAAGAAUGAUUGUAUUUUUUCUAAGCAUAUUUUUUUCACCAAGAACUCUUACAGAUUUUGUGUAAAACACAAUCAUACAAUUUAAGAUUAAAUUAUAGUUGGAUUUCUAACUAGACUUGAGAGUAUAGUUGUUAAUGAUAACUUUUUAUUUCCAAUAUGUUUGAAGCAGUUUCAAUUUUUGAACAUGUUGAAAAGGCUAUAGGAAACGCGUGUAAAAGCUACUAAAAAUAUUAUAGCUUAUAUGUCACGAAGAAUCAAAGUACCUUCUAUAUUAGCGGUUUCAUUUUUACUUGUUGCUUUAAGGGCAUACAGGCAAAAAGAAACUGCUUUGACAAAAUAAUGCCUAAAAUAAUCGUUCUUGCCUUAAAUACGACCUCAACAAAAUUGUGCAGUCGUUUCUUUUCAUUAGCUAAAUACUACCAGUUGGUAAAGCAAAUAAAACUAAAAUAGGAUUACCAUUUGAUUGAGAUUGUGAUAGUCUUUUUGUUGGCCAAUUGUUUUAGCAUAGAUUUUUGUUAAUGAUGUCAAAUUUUAUUACAUCAAACUUUUAAUAUCUGUGAUAUAUUUUAUUGACAAAAUAAACCUUUAAAUACA